UCAGUUGGAACAAAUUCAUUCAGUAUGCGAUUUGUAACAGUCGUUGCGAUUCUGUCAGUAGUGCUGGGUAUCUGCAGCGCCACUGAGUGGUGGGAGAGUGGAAACUAUUAUCAGAUUUAUCCGCGCUCAUUUCGUGACUCCAAUGGAGAUGGCAUUGGAGAUCUGAAUGGCGUUACAGAGAAGCUGCAGUACCUCAAGGAUAUUGGGUUCACUGCCGCUUGGCUGUCGCCCAUUUUCAAGUCACCCAUGGUUGAUUUUGGCUAUGACAUUGCCGACUUUUAUCAGGUCCAUCCGGAGUAUGGCACCAUGGAGGACUUUGAGCGUUUGAUUGCACGCGCCAAAGAGGUCGGAAUUCGGAUCAUAUUGGACUUUGUGCCCAAUCACUCGAGUGAUGAGAGCGAAUGGUUCGUCAAGUCGAUAAAUGGAGAUCCAAAGUACAAGGACUAUUACAUUUGGCACGAUGGCAAAAUCAAUGAGGAGACUGGUGAACGUGAGCCACCAAACAAUUGGAUAUCAGAAUUUCGGUUCAGCGCUUGGGAAUGGAACGAGGUCAGAGAACAGUAUUAUCUGCAUCAAUUUACGAAGCAACAACCGGAUCUCAACUAUCGCAACCCCGCUGUGGUGAAUGAGAUGAAGAACGUGAUUAGGUUUUGGCUGGCCAAGGGAGUUGCCGGUUUUCGAAUCGAUGCGAUACCCUAUCUAUUUGAAAUCGAUCUGGAUCGCUACAAUCAAUAUCCAGAUGAGCCCCUUUCCAACGACAAUAACUGCCCCGAUCCCGACGAUCACUGCUACACGAAGCACAUCUACACCCAGGACCAACCCGAGACAUUCGACAUGAUCUACCAGUGGCGCGAGGUAGUCGAUGAGUUCCGCAAGGAGCACGGCGGAGAGCAGCGCAUACUCAUGACUGAGGCCUACACCAGUUUCGAGAAUAUGCUCAAAUUCUACGGCGAUGGCGUUCGCAAUGGCUCGCAGAUUCCGUUCAAUUUUGACUUUCUUUCGAAUAUUAACAACGCCUCAAAGGCUACAGACUAUGUGGAGCACAUUGAGAAGUGGAUGAAUGCCAUGCCCUCUGAUGUCUACGCGAAUUGGGUGCUUGGCAAUCAUGACAACAAACGUGUCGCUUCACGUUUUGGUGUGCAGCGUACGGAUCUUAUCAAUAUUCUGCUUCAGACAUUGCCCGGACAUGCAGUCACAUACAAUGGUGAGGAGCUCGGCAUGACUGAUGUGUUCAUCAGCUGGGAGGAUACUGUCGAUCCGCCAGCAUGUAACUCCGAUCCAGAGCACUACUAUGAUCGCUCUCGUGAUCCUGCACGAACACCAUAUCAGUGGGAUGCUUCCCCAAUGGCAGGAUUUACCAGUGCUGAUCACACCUGGCUGCCAGUCUCGGAUGAUUAUAAGACAAACAAUGCCUUGCAACAGCUGCGAGCUCCACAAUCGCAUCUGCAAAUCUUCAAGACUCUGGUGCGUCUCAGGCAGGAGCCCUCGUUCCGUGCUGGUGAUUUGAAGAUUCAAGCUCUCGAUGAUGAUGUCUUUAUCUACUCACGCCAAAAGGAAGGAAGUGAUCUUUAUGUGGUGGUGCUGAAUCUGGGAGGUACUGACAAAUCCAUUGACCUAACCAAGUACUUCAGUUUGGGCGCUACCGCUGAGGUCAUAACCAGCUCGUUGCAAUCGCAGCACAUCAAUGGUGACAUCGUUAAGACCUCUGCGUUUGUGGCCAACGGCUAUGUCGCCACGGUUUUAGUUGCCAUGUAAAAAAUUUCUAUCCGGAUUAUGCAACUGUAACUUUAAUAAACUUUUAAUAAAACAAACAAA
Drosophila grimshawi is the source of this 1815-nucleotide messenger RNA. Its product is annotated as maltase A1. The record is from RefSeq and is a predicted model, not a curated record. NCBI's taxonomy places the organism in Eukaryota, Metazoa, Arthropoda, Insecta, Diptera, Drosophilidae. Bases 25 to 1755 code for a protein of 576 amino acids. The transcript is spliced from 3 exons. Gene Ontology annotation, biological process: carbohydrate metabolic process.